AUGCAGGGAGCUGUCAGCAGGAAUGAUCUUUCUACUGCAACACGCAUUCUGAACACCCUGAAGUUGAAGUUGACAGAGCUCCCGGCGUUGCCGCCCCUCCUGCAGCAGACUCCCACGGCACAGAAGGAAUUGCUCGUAGCUCGUGACGUCCUGGAGCAGGCAGUGUCUUUGAGUGUGAAGCUGCAAGAUGAGGCUGCGUUUGAGCGCAACUAUCUGCAAUUGAAGACAUAUUACACUGACACGAGAGCAUUGCUGCCUCCAUCCCAGCAGGAGAAUCUGAUUGUGGGGCUGGAUCUGCUGAGGCUGCUUGUGCAGAAUCGCAUUGCCGAAUUUCACACAGAGCUGGAGCUGCUGUCUCCUCAGGCUUUGCAGAGCCAGGGCAUCUCUCAUGUGGUGCAGCUUGAGCAGUGGUUAAUGGAGGGGGCUUACAACAAGGUGCUGGAUGCACGGCCAAACCUGCCAGACCUCUCUUAUGGCUACUUCAUGGAGAAGCUCCUCUCCACAGUCAGGGAUGAGAUUGCAGACUGCAGCGAGCGCGCAUAUAACACCCUGUCCCUCAGCGAUGCGAAGAAGCUCAUGCUGUUCAAGUCCGACAACGAGGCAGCAGAGUAUGCCGCACAGAGAAAUUGGGAUGUGCGAGAUGGGUCCAUCCAUUUCCAGGGUGGCCAGGAGAAGACAACCACCAACCAUCAGCCUGUGGAGCUAAUCGACAAUGCACUCACCUAUGCGCGAGAAAUCGAGCGUAUUGUGUGA
This is a messenger RNA of Coccomyxa subellipsoidea C-169, 753 nucleotides long. RefSeq lists its product as hypothetical. Lineage: Eukaryota; Viridiplantae; Chlorophyta; Trebouxiophyceae; Coccomyxaceae. The transcript has 7 exons. The record is from RefSeq and is a predicted model, not a curated record. Bases 1 to 753 code for a protein of 250 amino acids. Gene Ontology annotation, cellular component: proteasome regulatory particle; cytosol; nucleus. Gene Ontology annotation, biological process: proteasome-mediated ubiquitin-dependent protein catabolic process.